GUUUGACAACUGCCAAAAAAACAUAAAGAAGAAGGAGUGCCGUAAGCUAGCUGUAACAAGAAGUUGCUAACCUAUUUGUGAGGUUUGAUAAAGCAUAAUAGAGAAAAGUAACGUUGCGGAGAGAUAAGUUACCGCUGACAGUAGGUCAUGCAGCGCUCUAAAAGGUAAUGAGCCGUAAAGCCACAGGGUCUCGGCUCAGCGGCGCCCACAAACUGCGGCCACACUGGAACGACUGGCAGUCCAGAGUUAACAGUGUGUCAUCCAGCCAGGACGAGGUGAAGUCUAGAGAGUUUGGUUCAGGACCACUGUACGACGUGUUGGCCUCCAGUUGCCCUGAACAGCCAGCAGUGCCCAGUAAUGUCUAUGCUGCUGCAGAUACCCAUCAGGAAGAGGGUGGAUAUGAAGCUGGUCAAGGUGUCUGUGAUACUACGUUUGAUUGGAAGUCGCUGGGGCAAGAGCUGAGGCCAGAUGACUUGACAACGGAUUUGAUUCCUUUUAAGCAUGGAAACCGUGCUCUAGCUUCAAAGGACAUGAGGAAAUCGCAGGACAGAGGAAUGGCUCACUCAGAGGAGUCUCGACUGGCCAACCUCCUGCGCCGAGUCUCCAGGGAAGAUGAUCGUGACCGGAGGCUGGCUACAAUCAAACAGCUGAAGGAAUUCAUCAGCCAUGGCGAGAGCAGAGGGACUCUGGUCAAACAAUUGGACACCAUCCUUAGCACUCUGAAUGACAUUUUAAAUGAGAGCAGUAAGAUGCUGUGGGAGCUGCGUCAGGAUGCUGCAGCCUGCCUUGGUAUCCUGUGCACCGUACUCAGCUAUGAGGCAGAGCGCAUCUUCAAGUGGCUCUUUGUCAAGUUCAAUUCAAGCAGUCGUGAUGAGGUGAAGCUGUUGUACCUGGUGGCAGCACAGCGCGCUUUGGAGGCUGCUGGGGAAAGGAAGGCCUUUUCUCACAUUAUGCAGAUGGUGAUGAGCAAUCUGCAGUCCAUCCUUGAAAACGUGGACACUCCAGAGCUGCUCUGUCAAAGUGUCAAAUGUAUUCUUCAGGUGGCACACUGCUACCCACAUGUCUUCAGCACCAACUUCAGGGACACUGUGGACAUCCUGGUGGGUUGGCACAUUGACCACACACAGAAGCAGGCACUCACCCAGCAAGUCUCAGCCUGGUUACAGAGCCUGGAGCAGUUUUGGGUGGCCGACCUGACCUUCUCCACCACAUUGCUGGGACAGUUCUUGGAGGAUAUGGAAGCAUAUGCCGAGGAUCUGAGCCACGUGGUCUCAGGAGAGGUGCUCGAUGAAGAUAUCCCCCCUCCCUCAGUGUCGUUGCCCAAGUUGGCAGCCCUGCUGAGAGUUUUCAGCACAGUGGUCCGCAGCAUCGGAGAGCGAUUCAGCCCGUUCAGAGGACCUCCUAUUACUGAAGUCUACGUGACAGACGUUCUUAACCGGGUUCUGGCCUGUGUGACUGUGGCAAAGCAGGUGCAGUUCUCUGAGGCCGUUCUCACUGCAGGGAAUGAGUGUGUGGGUGUGCUGCUGGCCAGUGUAGAGCCCUGUGGGCAGCUGAUGGAUGCUGUCCUUGCCUACGGUCUAGACCAGCUGGACUGCUGCCAGGCCUGUGGCCCAGACUACAACCUGGCAGUGCUCAAUCUCCUCACUCUGAUUGUAGACCAGGUCAACACCAAGCUGCCCGUGUCCUUUGUAGAGAAGCUGUUGGCACCAGACUCUCAGCUGCUGAAGCUUCGCUUUCAUCAAGAGAAAGAGGUCAUGUCAGCUGUCCACGGCGUGUACCAGGCGCUGCUGAGCCUGAAAAACAUCCCAACACUGGAGGCAGCUUAUAAAAUGGUGUUGGGCGAGAUGGCAUGUGGUCUCAACAGCUUGAUGGAGACUUUGGGUCCCCUGGAACCAGGGACCCUCUGCCCUAAUAUCCAGCACCCUGCUUUUGCUCCCCUCACCCUACCGCCAGAAAAAGCCCAGUUCACCAUCAUCUUCAACCUCAGCACCUUUACCACCAUUGGCAACACCAAGAAUUCUCUGAUUGGGAUGUGGGCCUUGUCGCCGACAGUCUUUGCUCUUCUAAGUCACAAUCUGAUGCUGGUCCACUCUGAGUUGGCUGUCUACUACCCUGCUAUCCAGUACACCGUACUCUACUCCCUGUACUCUCACUGCACCAGGCACGAUCACUUCAUCUCAUCCAGCUUAUCGUCGUCUUCUCCCUCUCUGUUUGAUGGUGCUGUCAUCAGUACUGUAACCACGGCAACUAAGAAGCAUUUCAGCACACUGCUUAGUCUUCUUGGAGGUCUGCUGUCCCGGGAGCAUCUUUACCCCGAGGCCAGGAAACUGCUUCUCACCUGGGCUCAGGAGAUCUCUCUGCUGAUGAAGAAGUCGGACACCUACAGCCCCCUCUUUUCCCUGCCCUCUUUCAACAAGUUCUGCAGAGGGAUUCUGGCUAACGCUCUGAAUGAAGAUCAGAGUAUCUGCCUCCAGACCUGCCACACUUUACAGGUCCUUUCUUCAUCGCUGUCUACUGAGCUGCUGCAGAGGUGUACAGAUGUGUGCAGAGUGCAGUUGGUCCACUCGGCCAUGAGGGUGAGGCAAGCUUAUGGUAAACUUCUCAGGACAAUCCCUCUUGAUGUGGCUCUGAGUAACCACAGCCAUCCUGAAAUGAGGAAGAUCUCUCUGGCCAUUCGCCACCACAUGAGCCAUGCUCCGAGCAGCACUUUCCACCCCCAGGACUUCAGUGACCUUAUUAGCUUCAUCCUAUAUGGCGUCCUGCACCGUGGAGGCAAGGACUCCUGGCUGGAGCGCCUGUACUACAGCUGCCAACGCCUUGAGAAACAGGAUGGCCGUGGAAGUACUGAUGGUAGCAAGCCAGACGUGGUGACACGGGCACUGCUGAAAACAGAGGUGUUGCUAUGGCAGUGGGCAGUGUGGGAGGCUGCACAGUUCACCGUGUUAUCCAAACUCCGAACACCUUUGGGUCGAGCUCAGGACACCUUCCAGACCAUUGAAGGUAUGAUCCGGAGCUUGGCUGCACAGAGUCUGAACCCCGAGCAGGAUGUUGGAGCUUGGGCGGGCAGUGGAAGUGACAGUGAUGGUCACCACUUAAAUCAGCUCCGCCUCACUUUGCUGCUUCAGUACCUGGAGAACCUGGAGAAGCUCAUGUACAAUGCCUACGAGGGCUGUGCUAAUGCUCUGACAGCUCCACCAAAGGGAAUUCGGACUUUCUUCUACACAAACCGUCAGACGUGCCAGGACUGGCUGACGAGGAUCCGCUUGGCACUGAUGAGAGUUGGUCUUCUGUCUGGACAGCCAGCAGUAACUAUUCGCCAUGGGUUCGAUCUGCUUGCAGAGAUUAAAAACAGUGGCACUCAGGGUCCAGAGCUGGAGGUGCCCGUGGUGUUGCUUGUGGAGGCUCUGUUGGAGUUGCAUUGUCCCGAGGCCAUCCAGGGCUUGGCAAGUUGGAGUGCCUCAACUUCAGGCAAGAGUAUGGGCUGGUUGUCAUCGGUUGCGCUGCAGGCUGAGGGACGGUUUGAGAAAGCAGCCCAGGAAUAUCAAGACCAACUGUCUGCAGUUACAGGGAUGGACUGCAGCAUCAAAGGCUCUGACUCCUUCAUGCUCAAACUGUCCAGCAACACAAGCAGUCCAAAGCACUGUAGCAAUGGUGACAGCAGGAAGACGGUGUUACUGAAGUCGAGUGAGUGCUCUCCAGAGGUGCUAAACUUUCUGGCCAACAAAGCCUGUCAGUGUUAUGUGGCACUUUGUGACUGGGCUUCUGUUAAGGAGUGGCAGGCCACUGUCAGCACCCUCAAACAGAACUCGACCAAUCCAGUCAGCAUCAACCUGAAGACAGAUUUCAAUUACAUCCAUGCUUUGAGUCACUUUGAGGAGGGCGAUCUAGCAGAAUGUGGGGUUCAACUGGAGCUGCUGCCUGGAGAGGAUUACACCGCUCUUUCUGGCAGUAAGGACAAACUUGAUCUGAAAAGGCUCCUGCCCUCAAUGAGUCCAGAUCCAACUGAGCUGCAGAGAGCUAUCGAGGUGCAGCUCCUUCGCAGCGCUGUAAGUGCAAUGACCAAAGUCAGCGAGCAGCAGGAUCAGAGAGCAGCACCAAACUCAGAUACGUUGGUGCGUUGCUUGAAACAGACCGGACGGAUCUGCUUGGGUCCCCUUCGCCUGUCGACCCUCACCCUCUCUGAGACCCUGCCCACAUUUCCCACCCUGCAGCUCCACUCUACUGCCACCCUGGAGAAUGCUCUCACUGGACAAGAGGACUGCGUGAUUCCUCUGUGCAGUGAGGCUCUGAACUCCUGUAAGCAGCAGGAUGCCCAGCUGUUCCUUCAUGCCCUCAGAUACAGCACAUUUCAGAGACAACUCCUCCACAAACUUAAGGGUUACUCUUCUUCCACCGAUAGCCACCUAAUGGAGCUUUGUCUGACUGCUGUCAAAUUUGCCCGUAAAAAAGGCAACAUCACACUGGCAUCUCGCCUGCUCAGACAGUUCAGUGACACACAAACACAAGAAGAAGAGCAGGAAGAGCACCUGUGCAAGGCCUUCAGGCGUCUUAAUCUUGAAGGCACCCUGGGGGAGAAAUGGGGACCAGAGGUGGAGAUAGAAAAAGCCAAAGUCCUUUUCUCAGCAGGUCAGUCGCUGACAGCCAUGGAGAUGCUGAGCAAAGCCGCUCUGUCUUAUUGCCAUUUGGGGAAGAAUGAAGGCGCCGCCUGCCGCUCGCUGCUGACACUCUGCAAAUGGUUGCUGGCCGACUGGAAGGACAUGACGCCUCAGCUCAAACAGGUGGUAAAGAAAUCUGCAGCAGUGAACUCAUGCAGCGCUCUGGGCAGCAUGUCGGCUCUGAGCAGGAACAUUGCUGCUCUGCUGGAGCUGCCCCUGGAGGAUCAGGCCAUCCCAUCAGUCACUGCUGAGAUUUCAGUCAAUGUGGGUGUUGGAGAGCCAGACUUCGUGUUGGGUCAGCUGUAUCAGUUGUCCACCAGUCUGGCUCCAGAUGUGGCAAAGUCCUGGGCAGCCCUGGCCAGCUGGGCUUACCGCUGGGGCAGGAAGGUAGUCGAUAAUGCCAGCCAAGGGGAGGGACUGCCUCUUCUUCCUGGGGAAAAGAAGGAGAUAGAGGAGCUGCUGCCAGCAACAACAAGUGAAGAAGACAAGGACAUGAUCUUCAGUAUUCUGGGACAGGCCAUGUGUCGACCUACUGGUAUCCAGGAUGAGGAAAUGGCUCUGCAGCAGGAAGAUGAUGAGGAUGACAUGGUGGACGUGAUUUGGCGGCAGCUCACCAGUUCGUGCCCUUGGCUGGGGGAGGCCAGCCAGCAGGUUACAGAUGGUCUGAUCCGAGUUUGGAGACUGGUCGUGGACCGUAUCUUUGGUCUCUACCGCAUCUCCUGCCAGGCCUAUUUCACCUUCCUCAAGCUCAAUGCUGGACACGUCCCUGUAGAUGAAGAUGACCCCAAAGUGCUGCUUUCAUAUCACAGCAGCAAGCAGAGCAAUGAUGACGUAAUUGUCAUGGCAACGCUGCGUCUCCUGCGUCUCCUGGUGAAGCAUGCCGGUGAACUGAGAGAGGGGCUUGAGCUAGGCUUAGCUUCGACUCCUACGGCACCCUGGAGGGGUAUCAUCCCACAGCUUUUUUCGCGUCUCAACCAUCCGGAGGCGUACAUCCGACAAAGCAUCUGCAGCCUGCUGUGCCGUGUGGCCCAGGACUCCCCACACCUCAUCCUCUACCCUGCCAUUGUAGGCUCCCUCUCCCUGGGAGGGGAAGCUCAGAAUGCAGGGAGCAAACUGCCGUCAGCUCUGCCUACCUUCUUGGGGAGCAUACAAGGAGAGGACCUAGGUGUGGAUGAAGAGGAGCAGCUUGGGAGUGAUGAACAAGGCAGAUCAUCAGAAGAGCUGGCGACCUGUUCAAGUCAAGACCAAGCCAUGAUGCAGGACUGUUACAGCAAGAUUGUGGAGAAGCUGUCUUUAGCCAACCCUAGCAUGGUGCUGCAGGUCCAGCAGCUGGUGGGUGAGCUGCGCAGAGUCACGUUGCUGUGGGAUGAACUGUGGCUAGGUGUGUUACAACAGCAGCACAUGCACGUCCUACGCAAGAUACAGCAGCUGGAGGAUGAGGUCAAGAGAGUGCAGAACAAUAACACACUGCGCAGGGAUGAAAAGAUCGCCAUAAUGCGUGAAAAGCACUCCGCUCUGAUGCGUCCCGUGGUUUUUGCCCUGGAUCAUGUGUGCAGCAUCACAGCAGCUCCGGCAGAGACGCCGCAUGAAUCCUGGUUUCAGCAGACCUACGGUGAUGCCAUCACGUCUGCCCUGGAGCGUCUAAGAAACCCCGUAAACCCAGCUAAUCCAGCCAGUAGCUGGCUUCCCUUCAAACAGAUCAUGAUGAGCCUGCAGCAGCGUGCUCAGAAGAGAACCAGCUAUCUGCUGCAUCUGGACGAGAUUAGUCCCCGCCUGGUUUCCAUGACUACAACAGAGAUUGCUCUACCUGGCGAGGCAUCGGCAUUAGAUGCAGUGACCAUACAGAGUGUAGGGAACACCAUCACUAUACUGCCAACCAAGACCAAGCCAAAGAAACUGUUCUUCCUGGGCUCAGAUGGACACAACUACCCGUACCUCUUUAAAGGUCUGGAGGAUUUGCAUUUGGAUGAGCGCAUCAUGCAGUUCUUGUCAAUUGUCAACACCAUGUUCACCAAGAUCAAUCAGCAGGAGCAACCACACUUCCAUGCCCGACACUAUUCUGUCACGCCGCUUGGAACUCGUUCAGGGCUGAUCCAGUGGGUGGACGGUGCCACGCCCCUCUUUGGCCUCUACAAACGCUGGCAGCAGAGGGAGGCUGUGCAGCAGGCUCAGAAGGCCCAGGACUCCUUCCCACAGCAGCCUAUACCUCCAGUGCCCCGCCCCAGUGAACUGUACUACAGUCGCAUCGGGCCGGCUCUAAAGGCAGUGGGGCUGAGUGUGGAUGUGACACGGAGAGACUGGCCUCUCAGCGUUAUGAAGGAGGUUCUGAAAGAGUUGAUGGAAGCAACGCCGUCCAACCUUCUGUCCAAGGAGCUCUGGUGUUCCUGCACCACGCCGAGCGAGUGGUGGAGGGUCACUCAGUCCUACGCCCGAUCUACUGCUGUCAUGUCAAUGGUGGGAUACAUUAUUGGCCUUGGCGACCGUCACCUUGACAACGUUUUGAUUGACAUGACCACUGGAGAGGUGGUGCACAUCGACUACAACGUAUGCUUUGAAAAAGGGAAAAGCCUGCGAGUGCCAGAGAAGGUCCCAUUCAGGAUGACCCACAACAUCGAGAUGGCUCUGGGAGUCACUGGGGUGGAGGGCAUCUUCAGGCUGUCCUGUGAACAGGUGGUUCAGAUAAUGCGACGAGGCAGAGAGACCUUACUGACCCUGCUGGAGGCCUUCGUGUACGACCCUCUGGUGGACUGGACCGCGGGGGGAGAGGUAGGAUUUGCUGGUGCAGUGUACGGAGGGGGAGGCCAACAGGCUGACAGCAAAAAGAGCAAGCGGGACAUGGAGAGAGACAUCACGCGCUCUCUCUUCUCCUCCAGGGUGGCUGAGAUCAAGGUGAACUGGUUUAAGAAUCGUGACGAAAUGCUAGCGGUCCUACCACAAGUAGAAGAAGCCGUAGAAGAGUACUUGGUCCUGCAGGAGCUUCUCUGCCAAGGAGAGAAACGCCAAGCUAAACUACAAGAGGAGAGCGCCUUCUUAGAGGGAGCAGAGAACCACCCUGACCACGACAUCUUCACCCUGGAGCAAAGGUACUCUGAACAUACCCAGCUGCAGUCACGACAGCGGACCGUGCAGGAGGCCAUUCAGGGCAAACUGACUGAACUAGACCAGUGGAUCUCCCAGUACCAGGCAGCAUUCUCCAGCCUGGAGGCCACACAGCUCGCCAGCCUGCUGCAGGACAUCAGCAGUCCUAUCGAUCUUGGCCCUCCCAGCUAUGUGCCAGCUACAGCCUUCCUGCAAAAUGCAGGUCAGGCCCACCUAAUCAGCCAAUGUGAGAGCCUGGAGGCGGAGGUGAGCACCUUGCUGCAGCAGCGCCGUGGAGCCCUCCGCAGCUCCCUGGAGCAGCUUCACAGCUAUGCCACAGUGGCUUUGCUGUACCCACGGGCUACCCUAGUAUUCCACAGGGCCCAUCAGUGGAAGGCCUGGUUGGAAGAGCUGCUGAGAGACAUGACAGCAGAUCACUGCCAGCACAUCUACAGACAAUAUGAGUUGCUGUUUGCUCCACAACCUUCUGCUGCCUCCUGCCAGUUUCUUUCCAGUGUGGAAUUGAGUCUGCAGCACCAAGUGGCUGACACCAACGAGCGCGUGGUGCACCAAGCAGAGCGGCUGAAGGCUGAGGGCACCACAGUAGCAGCGUGUGAGGAGCAGCUGCAGGAGAUUGAGCACUGCAUCACAGUUUUCCUGCGGGAGAAUGGAGAGCCAGGUUCUCUCAGCCUGGCUGCAAUCAUCACCUCUGCCCUCUGCACACUCUGCAGACGCAACCUGGUGAUGGAGGGUGCAGCAACCAGCGCCGGGGAGCAGCUCGUGGACCUGACGUCUCGGGAUGGGGCGUGGUUUUUGGAGGAGCUAUGCAGUAUGAUUGGAAACAUCAAUGGGCUUGUAACACUGCUGCAACGCUGCCCACUCUUAACUCAUGACCUGGAGCUCCCUCCACCUUCAGCUACCACCCAGGUUGUUUACCUGGCCAGUGCUGUGUAUACGUGCUUGCAGGAGCUGAACACCAAUUUCCGUCAGAUCAUCUUUCCAGAGGCUCUGCGAUGUAUGAUCAAAGGAGAGCCGACUCUGGAGUCCAUGCUGGCAGAGCUGGAGCAGCUGGUAGAUCAGAGCUCUGAUGGUCUUGGCCUGCAAGGUUUGGCCGAUAGUUUGCAAACCGGCACAGGCCUGGACCACAACGGCCGUAACCACUGCCUCCACAUCACCAGAAUGCUGCGUGUGCAGUACUCUGAACUGAUCCAGCCUCAUAGCAUGGAUGGACAGGGCCAGGACACACCAAAGAUGUCUGCAGGUCAAAUGUUGUUGGUUGCCUUUGAUGGCAUGUUCACUCAGCUGGAGACGGCCUUUGGGCAGCUGACUGAAAAGCUGAGUUCUUUAGAGGUGCCGCCCCUGUGGAGAAAGGUGGAUGUUCUGAGGGAGGCCCGAGCCACACAGCUCCACUUCUUUGAUAGCCUGAAUCAGCGUCAGCUGAUGGAGGAAGUGUUCUUCAUCAAGAGACUGCAGACCAUCAGGGAUUUCUUCAGGCUGUGUUCCUCGUUUGCUCAGACUCUUUCUGGCACCUGCGCCCCAGCUGAGGAGCUGUUACCUACAAAUGGACCUGUUGGUUUGGGGAAGUCCCUGUACGGCCGGCCCAGCAGCACUGGGUCGGGUGCAGCAGUGGUCAGUGAGGAACAGAUGAUUCGUCCCAUCAAGGCCUUCACUGCUGAGUUUGUCCGGCAGAUGCUUAUGGGUAUGCCCAGCCAAGCCCUCAGUCUGGCCCUCUGCAGCACCCUCUCUGCCCUCGGUGUGGACAUUGUUGCUCAGGUGGAAGCAAAAGACUUUGGUGCAGAGAGCAAGGUUUCUCUGGACGAGCUCUGUAAGAAGGCAGUGGAGCAGGGGCUGACGUCAGGUCGAGUCUCCCAGCUGCUGUUGAACAGAGCCACAGUGCUGGUGUCGUCCUAUGACACAGCAUGGAAAAAAGCUGACCUGCUGAGGAGGCUGGAUAGCAACCUGGAAGCUGCCAAGGCCAGCCUGCAGAGGAGCCAGCUGCACAUCGCUAUGUUCCAGUGGCAGCACGAGGAUGUUCUGGGUCCCAGCAAUCAGCCUUUAAGUGUCAGCAUUCCUCCUCGUUCUGUGAUCCUCAGCAACAUGAAGAAGAAGCUGUAUAAGCUGAGUCAGGAUGAAGCAGCCAUCGUUGCCAUUCAGGAGAAGCUAGCGUCGCUGGAGGCUAGCAUCGAGCAGCGUUUGAAGUGGGCCGGUGGAGCCAACCCAGCACUGGCGCCUGUCCUGCAGGACUUUGAGAUGACCAUCAGAGAGAGACGCGCCAUGGUGGCCAGAGACAACCAGCGCACCAGCCAGGUCACAUUCCUGUGCUCCACCAUCCUCAACUUUGAAGGCCUUCGGACCCGAUCCCCCGAGGCUCUCAGCAUGGACGCAGCCCUGUUUGAACUGCUGAAGCGCUGCCAGCAGACGUGUUCGUACGCGGCCCAGUUUAGCAGCACGGUGUCUGCACUGGAACUCCAGCUCCUGCACAGACUGAGUCCAGUGCUAGACCUGCCUAUAGGCAGUGUGGAGUGGCUCAGCUGUGCCCAGAGGCAGCUGGAGGAGGAGCUAAACAUGGAGCAGAGGAAUCAGGAGGAACGGGAGCAGCAGCUGGAAACCUGUGGAGAAACACUGCAGCUGCUGGUGGACUCGAUCAAAACCAUUCUCUCUAAUCACAACCGCCAUUUAGCUGACGUCAAGCACCUGCUGAGGGCCAUGGCCAAGGAUGAGGAGGCAGCGCUGGCAGAUGGUGAAGAGGUGACAUACGAGGGCAGCGUGCGUCACUUCCUGUUGGAGUACAAAGCUUGGCAAGACAACAUCCAGUUAGUGCUGUUCACUGUUGUCCAGGCCAGUGGACAGCACCUCAGCCAGGAGCAGCUCGAACUACUGGAAGAAAUCCCCAGUACUCUGAAAGAGCUGCACUCACAGAGCCAGAGCGUCUAUAACGGCCUGGUGGGCUUUGCCUCCCCACUGGUGACCGACAGAGACACUGAGUGCUCCAGUCCUGUUUCUGCAGCACAGUCGAGCUUUGCAGCAGCUGUCAGAUGCAGUGGGGUGAAAACCCAGCCAGACUCGAUGUCCCAGAAUGCACGCAAGGCUCUCCCACGCAACCUGGGAACCCCGACCGAUACCCCGCCCAGUACUCUAGUGAGCAGUAAAGGUCUCAACUCCAGCCCCAAGAGGGCUGUACGAGACCCCAAAACAGGACGAGCGGUCCAAGAGAGGAACUCCUACGCGGUCAGCGUGUGGAAGAGAGUGAAAGCCAAACUGGAGGGCCGAGACAUCGAUCCCAACAGGAGGAUGAGUGUCUCCGAGCAGGUGGACUUUGUUAUCAAGGAGGCUACCAACAUGGAUAACUUGGCCCAGCUGUAUGAGGGCUGGACUGCAUGGGUGUGAACGCUCUGCUGCUUCAUGUCUGGUCCAGCGAAGGCUUGGAGAUCCACCAGAGUCCAGCGGGACUUGGGUGUCAACACAGCAGUACCAGGCCAUACUAGGGGAAGAAUAUGGGACGUGGAUGCUUAGUCCACCCUCCCGCACCCCUGGGUACCCAAACUGGGGCAGCAACCUCGUAGCAUUGCUGCAACCACACUCCCCCCAACAAUGGGUGAUUGGGCUAACACGGCACUUGGUGCGCCUGCUGACCGGCCUUCCUUUUUGGGGUCUGAGUGGGCAUGGUGGCACCAGGAGAGGAAGGAGGGAAGGAAGGCAACAGCCACCUCACCCUCAACUUGAAAAUACCUUCCCUCUCUCACCUACAUUGCUGACUGUCAAGUUGUACCUAUAAACAUCACUGCAUCUUUUUGUGGCUGUCAGAGCCCAGCAGAGGGCGGGAUGAAGCGAGAGGUGAGCCGUUUUCCUCCGGAGCACACAGCUGGGACUUUACUGUGGCUGAAACUCAGUGGACGGUUAGACGGCUUACACGGCUACGCGUUUUUCUCUCAACUUUUGGCAUCAUCAUCCUGAGCAGCCAGUGGGUAACACUGUGAGGGAGGACGGAGUGAAAUGGGGGUUUAAAAGACUCUAUUUCAAUCCAGCUGCGAGCACGGUGGAAACGUAAUAAUCAAACUUUGCUUUGGUUGUUAAAAAGAACAAACUUGACUCUGAAGUGCUGUUAGAUUUCACCGAAUAAAAGAUGAAGUAGAAUUGUUUUCUCAGGAGGUCUUUUCUGUUUUUUGUGGUUGCAGCUGAAACACCCUGUCAUGUUCGUUUCAGGUGGCUGUGAGUCAGCUGAAGGGAAAACCUCUGCUUGAUUUUCUUCAGUGUGGAUCUUUAAUCUGUGUUGUGCUUUACUAUCAGUAGGAUUAGAUUUCUGCCUUUUUCCAACUUGCCUGUCUCGAGCUGCUUGCAUCAUGUACUUACACCCCAAGCCGCAAUGCUUGCGUUUUAUGAUUUUGGACCUUCUAGUUUUACAUUUUUAUUGGGAGAAAUGUUGUUUUUGGUGAUGGUGAAACAUGUUAAUUCUUAAAGCUUUUAUUGGAUUUUGUUGGAUGCCAAAUAAACGUGGAACAGAGA
Messenger RNA from Pundamilia nyererei, 12236 nucleotides. RefSeq names its product SMG1 nonsense mediated mRNA decay associated PI3K related kinase (gene smg1). NCBI's taxonomy places the organism in Eukaryota, Metazoa, Chordata, Actinopteri, Cichliformes, Cichlidae. Gene Ontology annotation, cellular component: chromosome; nucleus. Gene Ontology annotation, biological process: DNA damage checkpoint signaling; telomere maintenance; nuclear-transcribed mRNA catabolic process, nonsense-mediated decay. Gene Ontology annotation, molecular function: protein binding; protein serine/threonine kinase activity. Bases 168 to 11120 code for a protein of 3650 amino acids. The record is from RefSeq and is a predicted model, not a curated record. The transcript is spliced from 64 exons.